UGCGAAAAAAAGAGAAAAAGUCCCAGAGAAUGAGAUGACCCCAGUUCACCCUUCUUUCAGCUUGAAGUGUGCAGGGGAGGAGGAGGUUCUAGAGGAGUCACUCCUCCAUGGGCUGGAUUUGGAUGUUGAUGUGCUGCCGAUCAAACACUCGAACACUAGAACUUUCUCUUCAUACUUUAUUAGCAACAAAUCCCUGCAUUUCCUGAGAGCGAGCGGGUUAACAUGCUUCAUCCGUGAGCACCUGAGCGCAGGACUCUCAGUUAUUCUUCAUUUCUAUUUAUUUAUCAGAUUAAGUCAACAGGUGACUCGCGUGAUGCCCAGCCAGACUCUGCGCCCGCGACUGUGCGUCCUGGAGAAGGGCGAGAACGGAUACGGCUUCCAUCUGCACGGAGAGAAGGGCAAAACCGGCCAGUUUAUCCGCCUGGUGGAGCCCGACUCCCCCGCCGAGCUGUCCGGUCUGCGCGCGGGCGACAGGCUGGUGUUCGUGAACGGAGAGCGCGUGGAGAGCGACAGCCACCAGCAGGUCGUGGCGAGGAUACGCGCGAGCGCCGGGAGCCUGGAGCUCAUUGUGGUGGACGCGGACACCGACCAGCUGCUGAAGAAACACGAGCUGAAGUGUGUGAGAGAGUUUGUCACGGAGGGCAUUCCUGUGCCCGAAUGUGAUGAUGAGCCCGAGAUCAGCGACGAGAUGAUGCGGGACGACACGCCGCCGCCGCCCCCGGUGCCGGAGAGGAACGGAGAGAUCAUUCCCGUUUACAUUCCCGCGGUGGAGAAGCUCAGAACAUCCGUGAGCUCAGAGAUGAUUGCAGAAUUGAGACGAAAUGACGAAAAAGCAGCAGAACUAUUCAUCAGGGCAGGUUACACCCCUCACAGACUGAUUCGUCUACAUGAUGUCCGCCCAUCCUCAGAGUGCAGCCUGACUGACGGCGCUGUGAUGGAGCGUGACUUGAAGCCCGAGCUCAGACCACGGCUCUGUGUCAUCAAGAAAGGCUCCAAUGGCUUCGGCUUUAACCUGCACAGCGAGAAGUCCAGACCCGGCCAGUACAUCAGAGCUGUAGACGACGACUCGCCGGCACAGAGGUCUGGCCUGAAGCCCAAAGACCGGAUAAUACAGGUGAACGGGCUUUCAGUGGAAGGGAAGCAGCAUGCAGAGGUGGUGGCUGCUAUUAAAGCCGGGGGUGAUGACACAACACUCUUGGUCGUAGAUCCAGAAACAGAUGCUUUCUUCAAGAAGUGUCGAGUGAUGCCCAAUGCAGAACACCUCACAGGACCGCUGCCUGAACCUGUGGUCAACGGAGACAUGGAGGACAAGGUAAAUGGAAAUGUGGCCAAAGAGAUGGGGCUGAAGGACUCAAAGUUAUCAGUCAGUCCGUCCCCUUCUAACGCAUCGUCCAAUGCCUCCCUCGUGACUCCGCCCACUGGGACCCCGCCCCCUGAGGCUAUGGAGCCAUCCAUCAUAGAUGCCAUCCCAGAGCUCAAUCUGUCCUUACAGCAGGUGAAAGAACGCGCUCACCAGAAACGCUCCAAUAAGAGAGCUCCGCCUAUGGACUGGAACAAGAAAAAUGAACUCUUCAGUAACCUAUAGACCUCCUCCAGCCAUCUCCCUGUCCAUCCAUCCGUCCGUCCGUCCGUCCGUCUGUCCGUCCGUCCGUCCAUCCAUCCAUCCAUCCAUCCAUCCAUCCAUCUGCUCUAAGACUUGAUAAAACGGAGCAGAUCUUAUAAUGAGGUUAUCAUUAAAGUAGGCUCAAUAUGAUGUGUGUACAGUAUGUGUGUGUGUAUUUAUAAAUAUACACACUGAGAUUUAUAUGUAUUCAGAAUUAUGUAUUUGAAUUACUAACAGAUUAUAUUAGUACAUCAGCUACGGGGCAAAUGGAAUGUAACAUUCUACUACUGUGAUGUAUUACAAUCACUGGCUGUGUUCAGAAUGGAGAAUUUAUUGUAAUAUUACUGCUUACUGAAUACUGUGCAUUACACAUUGUAUACUGCCUACUGUUUAAAAGAUAUAGUAAUACAGUAGUAGUAGUGUUAUGAUGUUAUGCAUACAGUGGUAUGCUAUACUGUUGUUACAGGACCACUACAUUGCAUGUUUAAUUUAAUGAGCAGCAUCUAGUUAUCAUUUUGAAAAUAAAGUUACUUUUUUAUUAAUUCAAUUUUGUGUUAUGUUAGUAUGCAAUAUUAUUUUAGUAUGCUAUUCUGAACAGACCCUAAUUCAGCAUGUAUGACAAUGAGCAGGUGUGUGUGUAGGUGUGUGUGCGUGUGUGUGUGUGUGUGUGUGUUCAGUGGGGUUCUAUAUAGAACCCUAGGGUUCUUGAAUCAAUUUAUAUAGCCCUUUAUUCCAAAAAGGCUCUAACUGUAUAUGAAGUGUCUGACAGAACCAUUCAAGGUUCUAUAUAAAACCAUUUCUAACCAAACAAUGUAGUAUGAUUUAUGAAUGAUUUCUUGAGCCGCCCUUAGUCUCAACCAAUUCUGUUGAGAAUUAUUUCAUUGUUUUAUAAUGAAGGAACAAAUAAAGACUAAAUAGAAGAUCACCAUGAUCAACUGAUGAUCACUGUAAUCACAGGAAUCUUAUCAUUACUAUACAAAAGUCUGAGAUAUCUACAGUAUGAUAAGCAAUGAAGAAUUUUGUAUUAAAUACAACAUUAAACAGAAAAUGAUUUUCACUAGUGGCCUGAGACUUUUGGAGCCCACUGUAAAUUCCUGUUAGUGUAUCAAUGUCUUGUUCCAAUCAGUGCGGUAUUUUGAGACACCUGCUAUUUGAUUUUUUUUCUAUGUUGAGUUGAAAUGCCAUUACAUAAUCCUGCACUUCUGAUCACUGCAUUGUCAUGUUAUUUCAUAUUUGUAAGUGUUAUUUCUUUAUUAUGUAACAAUACAUUUAUAGAGCAAA
Molecule: messenger RNA, 2884 nt
Organism: Megalobrama amblycephala (Wuchang bream)
Lineage: Eukaryota; Metazoa; Chordata; Actinopteri; Cypriniformes; Xenocyprididae
Gene: nherf1b
Product: SLC9A3 regulator 1b
Exons: 7
Coding region: 35-1585 (516 amino acids)
Biological process (GO): protein localization to plasma membrane
Cellular component (GO): apical plasma membrane
Molecular function (GO): protein-membrane adaptor activity; signaling receptor binding
Source: RefSeq, a predicted model, not a curated record